CCGGGCGGGCGGGGCGGCGGGCGGGCGGCGCUGUCCGGUGCUGAAGCGGCGGCGGCGCGGAGGGGAGAGGCCGCCAUGGACUGAGCCGCCAGCAUGGGGCCGCCGCUCGCGCUGCCGCUGCUGCUGCUGCUGCUGCCGCCGCUCCCGCCCGCCGCGCCCGCGCCCCUGGCCCGGCCGCUCGCGGGGCUCCGGGGGUGCUCGCUGGAAGACGGCCUCUGCAGAUGGUGGGAGACCUGUGUCCUCGACGGAGCGUUCGGAAGGUGCCAGAAGGUUCCGGUGACAGAUGUCUACCGCUACGAGGUGUCGCCGGUGGCCCAGCAGCGCCCGAGGGCCGCCUUGCGUCGGCUGUCCCGCGCAGGCUUCGCGUGGCAGGAUGGCGACACGCAGCGCGUGCUGGCCCAGGCGCUGGCCCACGUCCCCCGGGCCCAGCUGUGGCGUCCUGAGGCUGCCGCCCAGACCAGGAGCUGGAGGCUGAGAGCCGAGGAUGAGAGGAGGCCCGGCGUGCAGGGGGACCGCGUGCUGGCUACGGCCCUGGAGUACUCGCUGGGCUCCCGGGAGGCUCUGCCGCCGGCCGCGGCCCGGGACCUGCUCCCCAGGACGCAGCGGGGCGGGCGGGUGGCCCAGGGUGAGGGCCCCCCGGCCGACAGCGUGCUGACCUACAUGCCCCAGACGUCCGCUCUGACCUUCGCCCCUGCCCCCCGGACCGGGCACCCCCCGGGCCGCCCUCUGCAGGCCCUCAGCCGGCUCCCGCCGGGCGAGCUCAGCCCCGAGGGGGGCGGCGGGGUGCAGCAGCGGGAUCUGCUCAGGCAGCUGGUCGCCUACUUGGCCAUGGCCCCGCCCUGGCCCCCCGAGGCGGGCCCCCUCGCGCCUGACGCCCUGCGUGUGCCGUGGGGGGGACACGGAAAACGGCUUUCGCCUCCAGAAGAUGCCACCGCGCCCCUGGGCACCGGCGAUGGCACCGGCGCGCGGCAGGGCGCUGCUCAGGGGCACGGAGAGGCCGGUCCUGCGAGCCGCAGCCCCGGGGACGAGCAGGCGGACGGCCCCGCGGCCUGGUCUUCGGAGGAGGCCGCCGCCGGGGUGGAGAACGUGAAGAGCCGGACCUACUCCUCGGAGCUGCCGGGGAGGCCGCGCCCGGAGCCCAGGGCCCGGGGGCUCGGGCAGUCCCCGCGCUGGGUCCCCCGGGCCUCGCAGGAGCAGGAGGACCCUGGCCCCGGCCUGCGGCUGGAGGUCAAGGCCCCCGAGGAGGAGGAGGCCUACGGCUACAUCGUGACGGAGAGCGACCCCCUGAGCCUGGAGAAGGGGAGGCAGCUGCUGGCGGAUGUCGCAGGCCUGCUCCAGGUGCCCACGGGCGUCCUCGCAGACACCGAGGUCCUGGGACCGGCCGUGACCUUCAGAGUGAGCGCCAACGUCCAGAACGUGACGCCUGCAGAUGUGGCCAAGACAGCAGUCAGCAACAAGGACAAACUGGAACGAUCAUCGGGACUGAGGGUUCUUCAAGCCGGAGUGGGGUCGAAGAGCAAGCUCCAGCCCCCACCUCGGCCCGCGGAGCAGGAGGACUCCACCAAGUUCCUGGUGCUCACGCUGCUGUCCAUCGCGGCCAUCCUGGGCGUUCUGCUGGCCUCGGGGGUCAUCUACUGCCUGCGCCACGACUCUCACCGUCGGCUCAGGGAGAAGCUCCGGGGCCUGGCGGGCGACCCGGGCCCCGACGCCACCGCAGCCUACCAGGAGCUGUGUCGCCAGCGCAUGGCCGUGCGCACGUCUGAGCACGCGGAGGCCCCGCACGUGUCGCGCAUCAGCAGCGUGUCCUCGCAGUUCAGCGACGGGCCGAUGCCCAGCCCUCCCGCGCGGAGCAGCACCUCGUCCUGGUCCGAGGAGCCGGCGCUGCCCAACAUGGACAUCUCCACCGGCCACAUGGUCCUGGCCUACAUGGAGGACCACCUGCGGAACAAGAACCGGCUGGAGCAGGAGUGGGAGGCGCUGUGCGCGUACCAGGCGGAGCCCAGCAGCACGCUCGUGGCCCAGCGGGAGGAGAACGCGCCCAAGAACCGCUGCCCGGCGGUGCUGGCCUACGACCACUCCCGGGUCCUGUUGAAGCCGGAAAACAGCCACAGCAACUCGGACUACAUCAACGCCAGCCCCAUCAUGGACCACGACCCCAGGAGCCCCGCAUACAUUGCCACCCAAGGACCGCUGCCUGCCACCGUGGCCGACUUCUGGCAGAUGGUGUGGGAGAGCGGCUGUGCGGUCCUCGUCAUGCUGGCCCCGCUGGCGGAGAACGGCGUCCGGCAGUGCUACCACUACUGGCCCGCCGAGGGCUCCAACCUCUACCACAUCUACGAGGUGAACCUGGUCUCUGAGCACAUCUGGUGUGAGGACUUCCUCGUGAGGAGCUUCUACCUGAAGAACCUGCAGACCAACGAGACGCGCACGGUGACGCAGUUCCACUUCCUGGGCUGGUAUGACCAGGGCGUGCCGGCCUCCACGCGGUCCCUCCUGGACUUCCGCAGAAAAGUAAACAAGUGCUACAAAGGCCGCUCUUGUCCAAUAAUUGUUCACUGCAGCGACGGCGCGGGCAGAAGCGGCACCUACAUCCUGAUCGACAUGGUUCUCAACAAGAUGGCCAAAGGUGCCAAGGAGAUGGACAUGGCAGCCACCCUGGAGCACCUGCGGGACCAGAGGCCGGGCAUGGUCCAGACCAAGGCGCAGUUCGAGUUUGCUCUGACAGCGGUGGCCGAGGAGGUGAACGCCAUCCUCAAGGCCCUUCCCCAGUGAGGCCCGCCCGGCCGCGGCCUGCGGGCACCGCGGUGCCGUCUCCAGUGUAGCUGCUGUAGUAAGGUCCCAGCCCAUAGUCACUAGAGCUUAGCCGCUAAUCACGUGUAUUUUUGUUCAAUUAAAUAAUAAUGAAGAGAGGUUGUGGGAUCGUCCAGCUUGGGGGCUACCUGUCCAUCUACCCUCGCCGUCAUUUCCUUAAAGCUCAUCCUCA
Messenger RNA from Pipistrellus kuhlii (Kuhl's pipistrelle), 2983 nucleotides. RefSeq names its product protein tyrosine phosphatase receptor type N2 (gene PTPRN2). Gene Ontology annotation, cellular component: secretory granule. The coding region runs from base 94 to 2772 and encodes 892 amino acids. Lineage: Eukaryota; Metazoa; Chordata; Mammalia; Chiroptera; Vespertilionidae. Gene Ontology annotation, molecular function: protein tyrosine phosphatase activity. The record is from RefSeq and is a predicted model, not a curated record. Gene Ontology annotation, biological process: protein dephosphorylation. The transcript has 22 exons.